AUCCCUCAGCCUCAAUUUGAGUUCUCGUGCGCGGGUGAUUUUAUCGAAAAAUGGAGCUAGUUAUCUAUAUUAACAUUAUCGAAUCGAAAUCAAUUCCGUUAAUAUAUAGAUUGUUUUUCCCCCAUUCAUUAGUGCUUUAAAUUCUUGGCUUCUUAAUGUAUAUGCUUAGGCUUUAAUGUCUGAAACUGGUAAUCAAGGACUAUAGGGAACUCCGUAACCUGCAUGAAGGUCUUCGUUUUUUUGGUGGAUGAGUGCUUCACUGCUUCUUUUUGUGUCAAUGUGGCAAUUUAUUUCAUACUGGUUCAUUGGAUGACAUGAAUAGUAAGGACUAAGGAUAGUUUCAACUUUCAAUUGACAAGAUGUUGCGAGAAGGCACUCAACGCUUCAAGAUGCUUCAUCUACGUCUGGUUGCAGAUAUGAUGUUUGCUUUAAUUACCUUGAAGUAAUAAUAGAAAAAUAGUUUCUAUUUAGUUGGCCUUAGGAGAUUUCCCGUGCUGAUACAGAGCAAACAUAUGUCCUUAACGUACAUCUUGCAGAAACGGAAUAUUAAAUUGAAUGUAACUCUGAUCACAUUCCCAGUUUUCCUAUGUUUGCUGAUGGUUUUAAUACAAUUGGUGAUCAAUUCUCAACUAGAUAACCCCAGGUAUCGUUGUGGAUGUAAGUGCAUCCCCACUAACUCCAAUGGAAGUGCCUGCAAGAUGGUUUGUGGGUUGGAGUUCUCUACCUACAAGCAAGCUAGUGCUUGUCCUCUACCAAGACCAGAAAAAUGGCCUGCUUUAUUGCAAGUGCCAGAUUCUUCCUACCGAGCUGUCCAAACAGAUGUCCACACAUUCACAGGCUUACCAGGGGAAUUUUGCUUGAAAACAUAUUCUUGCCCAGUGACUUCACUCUUCACCGGACGAAACAGAAGUGUUGCAGAGAGUCUUGUCAAGAGGGUUGAACUAGAUGCAUUUACUGAGGAAUCCACCAAUGCAUUGGACUUGGCUUCUCUGUCUUAUAUUGGAACAAAGAGCACCCCUGGAACGACCAACUUCAUAGAACGUGCACUUCUGACCAAUUCUUCUUUAAAUAUUCUCCUACCUCGCUGCCCAGAGAACUUCAGCUACACCAUCCCUGUAACUGUAGGCAGUGCUACAUUCCGACAUGAUAUUGACUGCAUUGAGAGCUUCCACUUAUGGCGGGAGAACUCAUCAAUUAUCAACAGAGAACUAUUUGAAGGUUACCGGCAUGGAAAUUCUGCAAAAAAAAUCCAUGAAAUCCUUGGGGGUGUGUUUGUUACUUAUGAUUUCUUGAACACAAGUAAAGUUAACUUCAAUGUGAGCUUUUGGUAUAAUUCCACAUAUGGCAAUUUGGUUACUAUUCCACGCUUGUUGCGAAUACCACGAUCUCUUAACAUGAUUUCAAAUGCAUUUCUUCGACAUUUUCAAGAUAGCCGCAUGCACAUUCUUCUUAGUUUUGUAAAAGAAAUGCCAAAGCCAGGAACAAGGAUGAGACUUGACUUGUCUUAUGUUCUWUCUCCACUUCUCUUUGCAUGGGUCAUCCAGUUACUAUUCCCUGUUUUUUUCGUUUAUUUGGUUAACGAAAAGCAGCACAGGCUGAGGAUUAUGAUGAAAAUGCAUGGACUUGGAGAUGGGCCUUAUUGGUUGAAUACUUAUGGAUAUUUUCUUGUAAUAUCAAUCACUUAUAUGAUUUGGUUUGCCAUCAUUGGGUCCAUUAUAGGUUUGGAGAUUUUCCUGUUGAAUAAUUAUUCCAUCCAGCUUGUAUUCUAUUUAGUUUAUUUGAAUUUACAGAUUGCACUUGCUUUUCUAGCGGCAACUGGGUUCUCAGAAGUUGAAACAGCUAGAGUUGCAGGCUAUAUGUAUGUCUUUGGAUCUGGACUUCUGGGUGCCUUCCUUUUCAAAUCUUACAUUGAAGACGCAACAUUUUCAAGGUGGCAGCUGAUGUUUAUGGAGCUGAUGCCUGGAUUUUCUUUGUACCGGGUUUUAUAUGAGCUUUCACAGUCUUCAUUAGCAGGACAUCACCUAGGAACUCAUGGCAUGAAGUGGGAAGACCUAAGAAACCCAAAUAAUGGCAUGUGGGGCACUUUGAUCAUUAUGACUUUGGAAUGGUGGGGCUUGCUUGUUGUCUCUUACCUCAUGGAUCAAGUGAUAUCUUCAGGAAGUGGGAUAGCCAGACAUCCUCUAUUUUUCUUGAGGAGCUUUUGGAAAGGAGAUACACAGCUACCUACAAUUUCAAGCUUCAAAGAGAAAUCAAUUGUAAUUGUCAAUUUGGAAAAUCCUGACAUCUCCGAAGAGAGAUAUAUAGUUCAACAGCUAAUGAAGGAACCAAAUGGAAGUUAUCCAAUUUUUUGCCAUAACUUGAAGAAAGUUUACAUGGGAGAAGAUGGAAACUCAAGGAAGCACGCAGUCCAAAGUCUGUCUCUUGCUGUUCCUCAAGGGGAAUGCUUUGGUUUGCUUGGCCCUAAUGGUUCCGGAAAGACCACUUUUAUUAAUAUGGUCACUGGUUUUCUGCCUCCGACAUCUGGUGCUGUAUUCAUUGAUCAUAUGGAUAUCAUAUCAAAUAUGGAGCAUAUUUACACAAGAAUAGCAAUUUGCCCACAGAAGGACUUGCUUUGGGAGACUUUAUCUGGAAGGGAGCAUCUCUUGUUCUAUGGUAGACUGAGAAACCUGAAAGGCAAAUUGUUGCAUGAUGCAGUUGAUGAAUCAUUGAGAAGCAUGAAUCUCCAUGACAGUAACAUAGGUGACCAACUUGUCGGAAGAUACAGUGGUGGAAUGAAGCGAAGGCUCAGUGUUGCAAUUUCCCUUAUUGGAUAUACACAGGUUGUUUUUUUGGAUGAGCCCACAACUGGCUUGGAUCCACAGUCAAGAAAUAUUGUCUGGGGUGCUGUAAAACGAGCAAAGGCAGACCGUGCUAUUAUUCUUACAACACACUCGAUGGAGGAAGCAGAGUUUCUCUGUGAUCGCAUAGGAAUCCUUGUAAAUGGCAAUUUACAGUGUCUUGGAAGCUCAAGGGAGCUUAAAUCAAGAUUUGGAGGAUCAUAUGUGCUUACAAUAUCAGUGGAUCCCAUUCAUGAGAAGGAUGUUAGCUCCAUGGUUAAUAGUCUUUCUCCAAAUGCAAUGAAAAUCUACAACAUAGGUGGAACACAAAAGUUUCUUCUGCCCAAGCAAGAUGUUAGGAUUUUCCAAGUGUUUCAGGCUGUUCAAAACUUUAAGAGAGAGGCCAGUGUUCAUGCAUUUGGGUUUUCUGAUGCAUCUCUAGAGGAUGUCUUCCUUAAUGUUGUUCAAAAGGCAUCUAGUCGAAGAGUUCCUUCGAAUUUAAGACAUUAGUUGAAGUUUUUGGUCACUAGCAAUUUUUGUUGGUUAAUAGAGGAGCAUUAACAUAGCCUUGGUUUCA
Nelumbo nucifera (sacred lotus) is the source of this 3393-nucleotide messenger RNA. The record is from RefSeq and is a predicted model, not a curated record. NCBI's taxonomy places the organism in Eukaryota, Viridiplantae, Streptophyta, Magnoliopsida, Proteales, Nelumbonaceae.